Cyphellophora europaea CBS 101466 is the source of this 600-nucleotide messenger RNA. RefSeq lists its product as uncharacterized. Gene Ontology annotation, cellular component: extracellular exosome; endoplasmic reticulum-Golgi intermediate compartment. The coding region runs from base 1 to 600 and encodes 199 amino acids. Gene Ontology annotation, molecular function: calcium ion binding. The transcript has 2 exons. The record is from RefSeq and is a predicted model, not a curated record. Lineage: Eukaryota; Fungi; Ascomycota; Eurotiomycetes; Chaetothyriales; Cyphellophoraceae.
AUGCUUCUUCGAUAUACUAGUGCCAUGAUCGGCUUAGCAAGCCUGGUCGCAGCGCAUGGGUCGCACGACACAUCUGGUAACACAGCAAGCUCGUGGGCGGAAUACCAUAUGGCGGAGGAGCACCAUGUAUCCAACUUCGAUCCACCAUCCUUCUUUACCUUGCAUGAUUUCAACAGUGACGGUGCUUGGACACCCGAAGAAGUGCGCAGGUUCUAUGGGCUGGACGACGAAUCAUUGAAAGACACCCCGAUAGAUGUGAAGGACAAAGCUGUCAUGGACGUAUUUAAGAUAUUCGAUCCAACCCAGACCGGUCGUAUCACUAAAGAGUCCUUUCUUGAGAAGAUCAAGGCGGGCGCACAACUUCCUGACUUUGGCCUUGGGCCCGGACACCAUGGUGACGACGAAUAUGAGUACGAGAUUCACCACUUUGAGAAAUACCACGACGAGAACACACAGAUCGAGGACCUCGUUCACCCAGAAGACAUUGAGCAUUUCCGCAAGCAUGAAGAGAUGGAGCGAGAACAGGAGCGCAUUGAGCAGGAGCAACGGCAGCAGAUUGUAUUGAACAACAUCCCUCCGAAAUUCAGGAGGCAAGCCUGA